Molecule: messenger RNA, 3919 nt
Organism: Phyllotreta striolata
Lineage: Eukaryota; Metazoa; Arthropoda; Insecta; Coleoptera; Chrysomelidae
Source: the annotation of a GenBank genome assembly
AUCGGAACUACUCCGCUCGCCGGAGAGAGAGCGCUGCGGCGGUAGUUCCUCCGCCAACGACACACAUGUAGCGUCGCUUCGGUCACCAUAAACAAAAAAUCGAUAAACAUGGUGGUUAAAUGUGUUCGUGUGUGAUAGGUUGUCAAUUGUUAUUUUUUAAAAUACGGUAACGAGGUAAAAUCAAAACAAGCGAAAAAUCAACCCCUAUGGUGAAAGUAAAAGACGAGCCUCCAAUGGCGGAAUCCAAUUCUGCCCCUAGUCCUCAUGCAUCGUCAGCGACAUCGAACAAUCAGGCGCCGCCGGCGAAUUUUUACCCCCGCAAGCCUCGCCCGCAUCCUCACCACCAUCACCAUCCGCCGUUCCAGCACUAUCCGCCCUGCUCGUACAGCUCCGAGAGCGCCGAGGGCGGCGCGAACGGGGCCGCGUCGCCGGCCAAGUUCUACUUCGGGCCGGGGUUCGAACCCCAGCAGCAGUUUCCGGGGCCCAGCCAGGGCCAGGGGAGCGAGUACGUUGUGUUCUUCCACGUGAAUCCCGGCGUGACGAUCAGCUUCCAGAUGGGGGAGAGCCUGGAAAUAUUGAGAGGUCCGGUGACAGUGCCUAUGGUAUCAACGAAUUCCUCGCCGCCCAUAGCGAUGCCCGUUCAAGUUCCUCCCGGUCACAUGGUUCAACAAAUUGUAGACGAAAGCGGCACCUUAAGGCACGUUAUAUUGUCACCACAACACCCGAAUCUCGUUCCUAUGCCGUCACAUAAUCCUCAACAUUACGGAGGCGGUCCGGGCAACAACAAUCCGCCGUCCCAGCAGUACUACCCCGGCCUUCCGACCGGCUAUCCGCCGCAACAGUUCCAUUCCAACUUGCAAACGGGCCACCCGGUGCCGGCGCACCUCGGCCACUCGCCGCCCCCGAAUCCCACCUACUACAAGGACGAGCGGACGCAGCGGCAGCACAUCAAACUUAAAAAAAAGCUGCACGACAAGCAGCAGAAGAACGACAGUCUGUUGCCCAGGAAGGAGUUGGUGAACGGUCUGAAGAGAUCGGGCGCGGGCAAGGAGAAGGGCAUGAACAGCGUGGGCACCAGCGAGGACGGCGAGGAGAGCAGCGUGCCCGACGAAGAGGAUUCCAUACAAAUAGCUACUGAUAUUUUGUCGUCCGUCCAGGCGCCUAAGGUGUCUGAACUCAGUUCCCGUAGUGCCUUAUUGCAAUGGGCGCCGCCCGUUCGUCUCUCUGAAUCGGCGAGCAACGACAGCCAUGACAUUGAUAUUUCCGAGUCUGAUCUUAGGUACGAGGUGCUACUCAGUGAUAAAAGCAAAGAGAUGAAGUUCAAGUGCAUCUACAGCGGCGCGUCUCUCUCCUGCAGGAUACAAGACUUAAAACCCGGCCAGGAAUAUUCCGUGUGUUUACAGGUGUACCUCGACGAAAUCCAAGGCUCCGCCACCGAUCCCGUGAAAUUCGUGACGCCAGCGUGCGAGCCCGACCAGCCCCAACCGCCGAAGCUGCUCAGCCGCACCAAGAACUCGCUCCAGCUGCGCUGGAACGCCGUCAACGACAACGGCUCCCACAUCAACAGCUACGUGCUCGAGUACGACGAGGGCAAGGGCGGCGACUUCGUCGAGUUCUACAGGGGCCGCAGCAAAACGCACUCGCUGCAGAAGCUCCUGCCCGCCACCGCUUACACCUUCAGGCUCGCGGCUGUGAACGAGGUGGGUAAGAGCUCGUACUCGGACAGCAUCGCCUACAGCACGUUCGACAAUCCGCCGGCGCAGCCGGGCCCGCCGGCGCUGCAGGAGGCGCACGUCCACUCGCUGCAGCUGCUGUGGCCGAAGCGGCCCAAGGACGACGAGUUCGUGCUGCAGAUGAACGACACCGAGAACAAGUACGGCUUCCUGAACGUGUACCUCGGCGGCGAGAACCGGCACGUGUGCAGGGGGCUGCGCGAGUGCGGCAGCUACGCGUUCCGGUUAAGGGCGAAGAACGAGAACGGCACGUCCCCUUGGUCCGACGAGGUCACCUACAGCACGUUGCCCGACAAGCCUUCGAGACCGUCGAAGCCUUUGGUCAAAGGCAGGAUACACGCCCAUUCGUUCAAGCUGAAAUGGGAACCGCCCAAUUACACCGGCGGAUCCGACAUAACCAUGUACAUUUUAGAAGUAAAUUCGGGUAGCGGCUACGAACCGGUCUACCAGGGCCUCGAAACGGAAGCAGUCUGUGAUAAACUGACGCCCGGCACGACUUAUCAACUCCGUGUGAGUUGCAUCAGCGGCGGCGGCGUCAGCAACUUUUCCGAUCCCUGUACAGUGACGACGGACGCCGUCAGUCCGGGACAAUGUUCGCAGCCCAGGCUAGUCGGAAAACCCACGGCCAAUCAAAUCACCAUCCGAUGGACGGAGCCGGAUUACAACGGCGGCGCGCCCAUCUUGGACUACGAGGUGGAGAUGACGUCGCCGGAGGGGGGCCGAAGCCUGGUGCACAAGAGCAAAGAGCCGGAAUGCGCGGCGACGGCGCUGCGGCCGGGCGGCGAGUACGCCUUCCAGGUGCGCGCCGUGAACCGGAUCGGGCCGGGCGCGUGGUCGGAGCCGUUGCGGGCGGCGAGCGGCGCGGCGCCGCCUCGGGCGCCGGACGCGCCCAGCGUGGCGUGCAAGGGGCCGCACCAGGCGUACGUCGAAUGGUCGGAGCCCGAGUGCAACGGCGCCCCCGUCGGCGAGUACCGGCUCGAGAUGAGCGCCGAUCUGGGCGAGGAGAACUUCUCGAGCGUGUACCAGGGACCGCAGACGAAUUAUGAAGUCAAAGGGCUGGCGCCGUUCCGGUCGUACUGUUUCAGAGUGCAGGCCGGCAACAGCGCCGGUUUCAGCGCGUACUCGCCCGUCGCGACGACGCUGACGCCGCCGGCGCCUCCGUCGGCCGUUGCUGUAUUGAAAUCCGAGUCGACGCCGACGUCGAUCGCUUUGUAUUGGAACGCGCCUAGCGAGAACGGUAGCCCGAUUAUAAAUUACAACAUAGAAAUCGGCGAUAGGACGAUAACAACGCAAGGACCCGUUAACGAAUAUCUAAUCGAAGGUUUGCAGCCCGAGACGAGCUACAAAAUCAAAAUUCAAGCUGUAAACGAAGUGGCUGCAGGGCCGUAUUCGACCUCUUUGCGAACGGCCACCUUGAGGCUGCCGCCUACCGCUCCUAGGUUGGAAUGCUUGGGAGUUGCGCAUAAUUACGUGAAACUGAAAUGGGGCGAAGGCAAGAACACCGAGUACACCCAAUAUUGCGUGGAAAUGGAGAAUCCCCGGUCCAGGGAGUACCAAUGCGUGUACAAAGGUACCGCUCUCACGUGCAAAGUCAACAAACUGCACGAAUCCACCACGUACAGGUUCAGAGUGAACGCAGCCAACGACGCGGGCGUCGGCGAGUUCUCGGACGACUACGAAUUCACCACGACGGUGGCGCCGCCAGCCGCCCUGAAGGCGCCCAAAGUCACGGAAGUCGAUCAGAGAAGCUGCUCGUUGGAAUGGCUUCCAUCUAGAAACAGCUUCGCGGAUUCGGUGGUGUAUCGCGUGCAAUUAGCGCGGAAAGAACAACCCUUCAAACAGGUCUGCAAGUCUUCCGAAUGCAAAUCGACGCUCGAAGACCUGGAGCCGGGCACCGAGUACUCCGCCCGCGUGUGCCCCGUCCGCCUGACCGCCUCCGGCGAGCUGCAGGGCCCGCCGUCGCCGACCGUCUCGUUCGCGACGGCCGCCGCCGAGCCGGCGAGCGCCGGCUGCAAGGCGGGCGCGUCGAGCGCGCCGGCGCACCAGCCGCACAAGCACCGCUCCUUCUAUCAUUCCAUCUCGCAGAUGCUGAGCGUCUCCGAGAAGUACUGCACGUACGUGUACGUGAUGCUCGUGCUCGUCGUCGGGAUCGUCAUGUCCUUGCUGAUCAUCUGGUUCAUGUAGAU